AUGGCGGACGCAAAUACGAAAGGCGACGAGGACCUAAAAGUUACUUUACAGAAAAUGCCAGAAAACAAACUGAAGAUAGCAAAAUUUUUUCUGCCGUUAUUGAUGGUUAUAGCAUGUACCUUGCUUUGGUUGUGUUGGUGUCAAAAGGUUACAUUUAUACAAUCCGGUCAUUUCUUGAGUGAAAGAAUAUUUUUUGAAGAAUCGGAAAACAAAAGUUUGAAGUAUUCCAUUCGGUAUCCUGUCAAAACAUGUGAUACAAAUAUGACUUACGUAGACUUCAGUGAUAGUUUAACAGUCAAAGAGAGCGCUCGCGUCAAAGAAUGCAUAGACACAUUCGAGACGGAUAUGUUACGGGGACGUGGAGAAGAGGACGCUUUCAGGUCAAAAAGAUGGUCGAUUCACAACUACUUAACCAGGGAUAGUCUUGUGAUAGAUGCAGGGGGGCACAUUGGACUCGACGUGGAGGAAUUCAACACACGCUUCCAUCCUGGCACAUACAUUAUUCUAGAACCAAUUGAAAUGUUCUAUAACAUGUUAAAGGUCAAAUUUAGAACCUUUUCAAACAUAAUAAUUUACAAGUUUGGAAUUGACGCAUUUGACGGUACGUUUUACGUUGAUGAAAAGAAUGAUGGGUCAUCAAUAUUCUUUAAAGACAAAAAUGCUACAAGUGUCAAACAGGCAGCAAAAAUUGUGAACGCUAAGAGAUUUUUUGAGAAACUCUCGGUGCGAAGUCGCGACGUAGACCUAAUCACAAUGAACUGUGAGGGAUGUGAAUACGCAGUACUGGACCUUUUGCUUGCGACAGACUACAUACAUCACUUCCGGAACAUUCAGUUCCAACCUCAUAGAAUUCCAAGAAUCUGCUACCCCAUCAAACGGUACUGUUGGUACCAAGAACUAUUUCAAAAAACACAUAAGCUUUCCUACCAGUUCAAAUUUGUAUGGGAGAGUUGGAGACGAAUAUAA
Messenger RNA from Ylistrum balloti, 966 nucleotides. RefSeq lists its product as uncharacterized. The transcript has 2 exons. NCBI's taxonomy places the organism in Eukaryota, Metazoa, Mollusca, Bivalvia, Pectinida, Pectinidae. Bases 1 to 966 code for a protein of 321 amino acids. The record is from RefSeq and is a predicted model, not a curated record.